Messenger RNA from Cetraspora pellucida, 632 nucleotides. The record is from the annotation of a GenBank genome assembly. NCBI's taxonomy places the organism in Eukaryota, Fungi, Glomeromycota, Glomeromycetes, Diversisporales, Gigasporaceae.
AUUCUGAUGCAAAUGUUAAUGAAUUUGAAGCAUCUGUACCAGAUGAUAAUGAUAAAAUUGAUGUUAUAAAUAUACAAACAAACUCAACACAAACAGAAGUACUUACACCUGUUAUAUCAAAUAAAUUAAAACUAAAAUUUUAUUUUCUUGAAAUUUGUGAUAAAGAAAUUGUAAAACAGAAUAACUCUCCUAUGAGUGACAUAUUUCUGAACAGAGAUUUGUAUUUAGAAAAAAUAAAAGUUUGUCAACUUGAUAAUAAUAAUUUAUCAGUAACUAAAACAUUUAAUAUAGGAAACUAUGUUUUUGUAUUUGUAAUUAAUUAUUUUAAUUGGAUGUAUCAAUUUAAAAUGAAAAGUGAUAAUGAUGUUGCAAUAAAAUUUGGAGAAACUUUCAAUUCUGAAACUGGCGAUUAUGGUAUGCCAUUGAUGAUUAAUUAUUUGAAAUUAGAAUCUGUAUGGAAACCUGAUUUCAACUCUGGAAUAUAUGAAAGAGUAUUAACAAAGAAAGGUACUAUGUGUAAAAGUUAUUCUGAAGGUUUGUACAUCCAAACAUUUCCUCCUAAAGAUGAAAAAGCAAAAUAUAUGCCAGUAUAUAAACCUAAAGGAGCUAAUAUAAAAAGACCAAGAACAUAA